Messenger RNA from Hyphopichia burtonii NRRL Y-1933, 3780 nucleotides. RefSeq names its product sphingolipid transporter (gene NCR1). Lineage: Eukaryota; Fungi; Ascomycota; Pichiomycetes; Serinales; Debaryomycetaceae. Bases 1 to 3780 code for a protein of 1259 amino acids. The record is from RefSeq and is a predicted model, not a curated record. The transcript has a single exon. Gene Ontology annotation, cellular component: membrane.
AUGUAUGACAACUGCGGUAAGAAGUCGUUCUUUGGUGCUCAAUUACCAUGUCCUGCUAAUAUCAAGGCUGUCAAGCCACUGGGUGAGUCGAAACUGCUUUUGAAUAAGAUCUGUGGUGACGAUUUCCCCACCGAUAGAGUCUGCUGUUCACACGAUCAAUUAAUCAAUUUGGAAUCUAAUUUGAAGAAAGUAGAUCCAUUGAUAAGCUCAUGUCCGGCUUGCCGAACUAACUUCUAUGACUUUUUCUGUAAAUUCACUUGCUCUCCAGAUCAGUCUACAUUUGUCAAGAUUAAUAAAGUUGGUCAAUCAACUGAUACCCAUCAAGACAUAAUUACUGAACUUACUCAGUACGUUGAUCCUGAAUAUGCCUCUGACUUCUUUGAUUCCUGUAAGAAUCUCAAGUUCUCUGCAACAAAUGGUUAUGCAAUGGACUUAAUUGGCGGUGGUGCUAAAAAUUAUUCUGAUUUUUUGAAAUUCUUGGGAGAUGAAAAACCAUUAUUAGGUGGGUCUCCAUUUCAGAUUAAUUUUAAAUAUGAUUUACAUGAUGACAAUGAAAACUUAACUUUAAGAAGCGGAAAUAUGAAAUCUUGCGAUGAUCCCGAUCCAAAGUAUAAAUGUGCUUGUUCAGAUUGUCCAGACUCGUGUCCUGUUUUACCUGAUUUGAAGAAUACUAAUAAGAAAUGUAAAAUUGGUAUAUUACCCUGCUUUUCGUUUUCCAUAAUUAUUAUAUGGGCCAUGUUGAUCUUGGUUUUGGGAUUAUACCAUAUGUGGUUGGCUAAAAGGAAAAGAAUAACUUUUGCCCAAUUAAAUAAUAUUUUAGAAAACGAUAUUGAAGAAACUCCUCCAUCGUCUGGUACAGGUUAUUUAUAUUCAGUUAACCAAAGUAGAUUAAUAACCGACUUUCAGAACAGGAUUGAUAAGUUACACAUUUCCCAUAUCAAGCUAAUUGAAUUCAUUAGCUCUACAUUUGCUAGAAUUGGUUAUUUUUGUGCAUCUUUCCCAGCAUUGGUUAUAAGUGUUUGUUUUGCAUCAAGUAUAAUUCUUUCAUUAGGAUUGCUAAAUCUUAAUUUGGAAACUAAUCCAAUCAAUUUAUGGGUAAGUCCUGAUGAACCGGCUUUACAUCAUUUACAAUAUUUUGAAGAGAAUUUUGGAGAAUGGUUUAGAAUCGAACAAAUUUUUGUAAGUAAUCGAAAUCAAAGUGAACCAAUUUUAAAUUGGGAUAACAUUGAAUGGUGGUUUAGUAAAGAGCUCGAAUUACAAUCAUUUACAAAUGAAGAAGGGAAAAAUUUAGAAUUGGGUAAUUACUGCUAUCAACCAUUGGAAAAUGGUGCUUGUGUAAUUGAAUCUUUCACUCAAUAUUUCCAAGGAAACAUUGGAUUCAUGAAUCCUUCUAAAUGGCAAUCUCAACUAAAAUCAUGUGCUGAAUCACCAGUUAAUUGUUUGCCUCCAUUUCAACAACCAUUAAAGAAGAAUUUAUUAUUUUCAAAUGAAUCAAUUUUAGACUCUCAGGCAUUUACUGUUACAAUAUUAAUCAAUAAGAAUCUGUCAAAUGACGAAUAUACUAAAGAAGUCAUUGAAUAUGAACAUUAUUUACAGCAAUGGAUUUUUGAUUUACAGAAGGAAGUACCCCACUUAAAAAUUGAUUUUAGUACAGAAGUAUCCUUACAAGAAGAAUUGGCAAAAUCUACCAACACCGACAUUAAAAUUGUUGUGAUAUCCUACUUGAUAAUGUUCUUGUAUGCUUCUUUGGCAUUAGGUGGUAAAAUACCUACUGGAAUACAACUAAGAAAUUUCGUAUUAACCAGAUUUCAAUUAGGAUUAGGAGGGAUUAUUAUAAUUUUAAUUUCUGUUACAUCGUCGGCUGGGGUUUUUAGUGUAUUGGGGAUUAAAUCAACAUUAAUUAUUGCUGAAGUAAUUCCAUUCCUAGUUUUGGCAAUUGGUAUUGACAAUAUUUUUCUUAUUGUUCACGAAUUGAAUUACAUUAAUGAAAAUGCAACAACCCAUAAAUCAUUAGAGUUUAGAAUUCUGGAGGCAUUGGGUAAUAUUGGACCAUCAUGUUUAAUAAGCGCAGUAUUACAAGUUUCAAUGUUAUUAUUAGCUACUAGAGUAGCCAUGCCAGCAGUACGUAAUUUUGCAUUCUACUCCGCUGGUGCGGUUACGUUUAAUUUCAUCUUACAAAUGACCGGAUUUAUAUCAUUUUUAUCGAUUGAUCAAAGACGGUUAGAAGAUGGACGAGUUGAUUGUUUGCCAUGGAUACAAGGAUCGCCAGAAAACAUUCAAUUAGCUGAAGAAGACGAUGACGAGUCACCUCAAGUAGUCAAAUCGCAUUUUGAAUAUGAUUUUUCUGGAUUUAUCAAACACCGUUAUGCGCCAUGGUUAUUGAAGCCACUGAAUAAAAGAAAGGUCUUAACGAUUUUUUUAAUUUGGAUCGGAGUAUCAUUAAGUGUGAUACCGGGGAUUAAAUUUGGCUUAGAUCAAAGAAUAGCUUUACCACAAGGCUCGUAUUUGGUUGAUUAUUUCAAUUCGGUGUAUGACUAUUUAAAUGUCGGCCCACCGAUGUUUUUAGUUAUUAAAGAUUUGGAUGUUACUCAAAGAGAAGCACAACAAGAGAUAUGUGGGAAAUUUUCAACUUGCAACGAGUAUUCACUUGCCAAUGUGUUAGAACAAGAAUACAAACGGGCCAAUGAAUCUAGCAUAGCAGAGCCUACAUCGAACUGGUUAGAUGAUUUUUUGAAUUGGUUAAAUCCUAAUUUAGACCAAUGUUGUCGACUAGUUAAAAGUUCAAAUAACGUAUUUGAAGAGCAAAAGCAAUUUUGUAAACCGACAACUCCAGAUCGACAGUGUGAGACCUGUUAUUUGAACCACGAUCCACCGUAUACUCCUAGUAUGGAAGGGUUACCUAUUGGAGAUGAGUUUAUGUUUUAUUUCAAUCAAUGGAUACAAGAACCCAGUGAUCCAUGUCCAUUAGGAGGGAAAGCCCCGUACGGAAAUAGUAUAAAAGUGAAUCCAAAAAUAAAUCGAAUCAGUUCGAGUUAUUUCCGUACCAGUCAUACGCCAUUGAGGUCGCAAGAUGAUUUCAUACAAGCGUAUAGGAACUCUCUACGCAUAGUGGAAGAAAUUGAAUCAUAUACUGCAUCAGACAACAAGGAAGUAUUUGCAUUUUCCCCCUUUUAUAUUUUUUUUGUUCAAUAUGAGAGUAUUGUUCGGUUAACGUUCAAUUUAUUGGGGGUUGCAAUGGUGAUUAUAUGGUUGAUUGGAUACUUGUUAUUGGGAAGUAUUACCGCUUCCACUAUAAUGGUUGCGGUGGUGAUGCUGAUUAUUAUAAAUAUUGGAGGGGUAUUAUCACUCUGGUCUAUCCUGUUAAAUGCGGUAACCUUGGUUAACUUGGUAAUCUGUGUGGGCUUAGCGGUUGAGUUCACAAUCCACAUCACGAGAGCUUAUGUCAAUAAUGAAGGAGCAGAGCUAGAUCAAGACGACGAACUGCUCUUCAAUGGGUUUAUGAGUACUAACCAAUCACCACCUUCCGAUAAUCAAUCUUCCAACCAGAACAUCAAAGCGUUCAAUGCCUUGGCCAGCAUUGGUGGCUCGGUGCUAACUGGCAUCACCAUUACAAAAUUCAUUGGGAUUAGUGUAUUGGCCUUCACUAAACUGAAAAUCUUUGAAGUGUAUUACUUCCGUAUGUGGUUAUCCUUGGUUGUGAUUGCAGCCCUCCAUGCCUUAGUCCUCCUUCCCGUCAUGCUCAGCUACUGCAGAACCAAUUAUCCAAAAAUAACUACUUGA